CUUCUUCACUCUCCAUAAACCCAACUCCCUUUCUCUUCUUCACAGUAGUUAGUCGAUUUCAGACUGUACUGAAAGGGCCUGGUUGGAUAUUACUUCAUACCCUCGUCUUCUUCUUCUUCUCCUCUCUCUCUCUCUCUCUCUCUCUCUCUCUCUCUUUAUCUUUCUCUCUCUCAUUUCUUUUUAGCCUUGACUGGGCCCCGGAGCCUGCACAAUCCAGCAAAUCCAACUGUGCUGCUUAUUAUUAAAUCUUAACCGAGCAGCAAACAACCCAUUACUCAGCUCCUCAAAACCCCCUUCCCCCACGACGUCCAUCAUAUUUCUCGUGUUCUCUCUUCCUGUAUUUACGUUCAAACCUCUUACUCUCUCCCUCGCUCACGCCCAUCAUCAUCGUCAUCACAUGGCGCAGAGUAUAGAAGACGGCGAGUUUUGGCUGCCUCCGGAUUUUCUCACUGAUCAAGAUGAUAUCGGCUCUGAUGGUCUUAGAAGCAGCAACAAAACCCAGAAGAAGAAUGGGUUUGGUUUGGAUACUGAAGCCCCCAAGUCUUUGUUUCCCUAUGAUUUUCCUUAUGGCUUCGGUUCUUUUGGGUUUUCCUCUGAUCUCACUUCUCCGGUUGAAUCGGUGGUCGGUUCCACCGAGUCAGAGAGCGACGAGGACGAUUACAUCGCUGGUUUAACACGGAAAAUGGCUCACUCAACUCUCGACGAUGAUUUUGCCACCUAUGAACGCAUUUACCAAUCUGAGAACGCCAAGGGCCGUGUUAUGUCCGGUUCCCCGCAAUCGACUCUGUGCACGGUUGGGAGUGGUUGUGGCUGCAAGCAGGGGUCGAACCAAGGAAGCCCAAAUUGUCAGUCUAGGGUCUCCUCACCGCCAGGAGCGUGGGAUCUGCUUUACGCAGCUGCAGGAGAAGUUGCCAGGAUGAGAAUGAACGAGAAAUCUUACGGAUACAACCAUGGCAGAGGUCUUCUGGGCCCCCCAGGAAAACCUUCGCCUGUCUCCGUUCCUGCAAAGAACCCAAAUAUUGAUGUUGGUUACUAUGCCUACCAGUCGCUUUCUCAUCAGAAGAUGCAGGCUACUCAAUUUCAUCAACUGAAACAGCAGCAGAUGAUGAAGCUACGCCCACCUGCGUGGUCUAAAGGAACUGGACAAUAUCAAAUGGUCCCUAACAGAGGAAGAAACAUUGAGUUCAUUGCAAACAGGGCAAGUGGCCGUCCUCUGGGUUUGUCACCAUCUGCAUGGCCUCCAUUGCAACAGGCACCUCAGCAGCAAAACGGGUCAGGCAUGCGGGCUGUUUUUCUUGGAAACCCUGCGGCCAAACGAGAGUGUACUGGCACUGGUGUCUUCUUGCCCCGCCGAGUAGGCACAUCUACCGAAACGCGGAAGAAACCAGCCUGCUCGACUGUUUUACUCCCGGCGAGAGUGGUGCAGGCGCUGAACUUGAAUGUGGAAGAAAUGGGUGUGCAUCCUCAGCUUCAGCCUCAACCUCGUUUGAAUUUCAAUGGCAACUUUAACACCGAAAUUGACGCCUCGUUAAGGGUUGGAAACAACAACGGCAUUUCUCAUCAGAAACGUGGAAUCAGAGCGCAGCCAGCAGUCAACUACGAGAUCCGGUUACCGCAAGAAUGGACUUACUGAUUUCAUAUAGCAGUGGGUGUUGGGUGCUUUAGGAGUUUAUAGGAAGAAAGGGGUCAAAAAGGAGAAGGGAAAAAAAAAAGAAAUGGUGGAAAUUACAGAGAUGAUAUAGAAACAGUAGGAGUUGCAGUAGUAAGUAUUAAAAGGUUAAAAAUAGGUAUUAAUAGGAAAGGAGAGUCAAAAGGAAGAAGAAGAAGAAGAAAAUGGUUCGUUUUUUCUGGUAGGUUUAGGGAAUAAUAAUAAUAUAAUGAUAAUAAUAAUAAUAAUAAAUAGAACUUUGUAGUGGCAAAUGAUAUAUGGGCGCAUCCGGCAGCGGCGGCGGCGGCAGCAGCAGCAGCAGCUUCAGCUUUUUUGUUUUUUUGUUGUUUGUUUUUGUGCAUCUGGGUUGGGCUCAAUGUAUUGAAACAGAGUGGUCGAUGGGGGGGGGGGGGGAUUUGGUGUUUUGUAUUUUGUUGUUGGGGAAAUAAGAUUUGGGGAAAUUGAGAAUAGGAAUUAGGGUUUCUAUUUUGUAUGUUUGUUUUCCUGGAAAAUGACUUUCAUUCUCCAGUUAACAUAACAUGACAUGGUGUUUUGUGUA
Molecule: messenger RNA, 2207 nt
Organism: Carica papaya (papaya)
Lineage: Eukaryota; Viridiplantae; Streptophyta; Magnoliopsida; Brassicales; Caricaceae
Product: TIP41-like protein
Source: RefSeq, a predicted model, not a curated record